This is a messenger RNA of Eurytemora carolleeae, 4381 nucleotides long. RefSeq names its product twitchin. The coding region runs from base 49 to 4068 and encodes 1339 amino acids. NCBI's taxonomy places the organism in Eukaryota, Metazoa, Arthropoda, Copepoda, Calanoida, Temoridae. Gene Ontology annotation, molecular function: protein binding. The record is from RefSeq and is a predicted model, not a curated record. The transcript has 33 exons.
AGAAUCUAUUAUUAAUGUUAAUGAUGAGAAAAUAAACGGAUAUCGGGAAUGGCGGAGGAUGCAGGUAGAAAGAAGUCUUUGACCCCGGUUGACCAGCAGCCUGGACCAACAGAUGGGGAAACAGAGAAACAAAUUGAUUGGGAGGAGACAGUUAGUACUCCGCUUAAACCUAAAGGAGGAAAGAAACCUAAACUAGUGAGUCCUAGUGAUAAACAUGCAACCUCAGAGGGAACCAACGGAUUCAUUACCUUCUCCGUGGAGGGAGAUCCGGCUCCAGAGGUGGAAUGGUUCAAGGGAUUCAAGGAUCUAUCUGUUGAGAGUAGAUAUAAAUUCUGGACUUGUGGAGAGGACAAUACAAUCACACUUGGUUGUUUCGAGGCCAGAUCAGAGGAUGAAGGAGAUUACAAGGUUGUGGUGAAGAAUGAGCAUGGAAGUACUGAGUUUGAUUUCAAGUUCUAUGUCACAGUGGAGGGAGGGAUGGAUUUUAGAGCUAUGCUCAUGAAGAGAAAAGUUAAACAGAAAAAAGUCGUCGUCAAGAAAAUAGAAUGGAUCGAGAGCCCUGUAGAUCAGGAAGUGCAGCAAGGGAAGUGUGAGGAAGUAAUUAUAAAAGCUCGGCUCUCAGAGAAGGAGAAGAAGGGGAAAUGGUAUAUAAGGAAUGCAACUACAUUUAAGGAUAUUCGGAGCAGUGAGUACGGAUUGGAACUGUUUAAAGGUGAGAAGUAUGACUGGAGUUUCAAGGAGGACACCUAUACCCUGGUGAUCAGGAAUCCUACUCCAGUAGAGGAGGGAACCUAUCAGAUAGUUGUCAAGGAACUAGAUAUGAAGGCAUCAGGAUAUCUUGCAGUUAAAGCUGCGGACCCUGAGUACUGUUUCAAGAAGUUCUUGAAGGAUCAGGAGAAAGGUUUAACUGCUCGUUCUCUCAAGCUCACCUGUCAUCUGAAUACACCUGGAGCUAGAACUAGAUGGCUCAAGAAUGGAAGUCCUAUGACGUUUGACAACAGGAUAGAGAGGCAGGAUAAAGGAGAGAAGUUAAGCCUUGUAUUCCGAACCUGUGAGAUGGAUGAUACAGGAACCUAUAGUUGUGAGAUCAUGGAGUUUGUAAAGAACGGAGAGAAGGAUCAGACAGAUUGCUGGCUACAAGUCGAAGAAUAUCCACAUACAUUUACGAGUAAACUGAAAGGACAAACUGCAGUCGAACACGACAGAGUUGAGUUCGAGAUCGACGUAGAAGCAACAGAUGCUGAGGUCACGUGGUUUAGAAACGGGAAAAAGAUUACUCCGGAUCAGGACGGAAGAAUUGAGAUAGUGGUUGAGGGUAAGAAAAGGAAGCUAGUGAUUAAAGAUGCACAUCUUGAAGAUGCUGGAGAGAUUACUUGUGCAACAAACAGAGAUUCAUCUUCAUGCAGCUUUCAAGUUAAAUAUGCUAACGAGUUCACCAAGGGUCUGGAUCAGUUUAUUGAUGUUGUUGAAAGGGAAGAAUAUGUGUUUAAUGUUGAAGUAAAGGAUCCUGGAGCUCCAGUAGAGUUCUAUAUGAAGGGUGAGAAGGUGAGUAGGUCUGAUCCAAGAUGUGAAUAUGUGAACCUCGGAGAAGGAAAGCAUCAGCUGAUAAUACACAGUAUAAAGAUGGAAGAUCUAGGAUUGGUAGAGUGCAGAACUCCGUCUAACCGUGGAGAUCAAGUUCUUGUCAGCUCAGCAACCUUUGAUGUUACAAAGGGAGAAGAUGCUCCAGAAAUAGGAACCACUGGCCCUGUGACGGGAAUAGCAUAUAAAGAUUGCAACUGGCAAGUUCCAUACAAGAUAGUUGGUCAUCUACAAUCUAAGCUUGAGGUUAUAGUGAUGAAAGAUGGAAAGGAACUGAAGCUGGGACAGGACGUAAACGUUAACAUAAAAGGAGACAGUAUAGAUCUAGCAGUAAUCAACCCUAGAAGAGAGAAGAGCGGGGUUUAUAAAGUAAUACUAAAGAACGCUCAGGGGCAGGAUGAACGGGAUAUAAUGGUCAAUAUCAUGGAUAAACCUCUGCCCCCGCAGUUCUGCAAGGUAUCUGAUGUAUAUCAUGACAACUGCAAGGUUGCCUGGAAGGAACCUGUAGAUGAUGGAGGAACUGAGAUCACCAGGUAUAUAAUAGAAGCUCUGGAUAGAACCCUGGGGAAUGAUUGGCAUCAAGUAUCUGAACCAGGACCUGGAGAUAGACAGGUAUACCAAAUAUAUACCUGGAGUCAAGUAUCUGAACCAGGACCUGGAGAUAGACAGAAGAGAAUCGAUAACCUAGCAAACAGGCACAAGUACAGAUUUAGAGUCAUUGCGAUCAACAAGAUCGGACGAUCACAACCUUGUGAGAUGCUGGGGGACGAUAUUAUGAUCAAAGAUCCUUGGGAUGAACCUACACAGCCAGGACGUCCUAAUAUCCUAGACUGGGGUCCGGAGCAUUGUGAUUUAUCCUGGGAACCUCCGGAGUCGGACGGAGGAGCUCCUAUUACACACUACGUUAUUGAGAUGAAGGAGAAAUCCUUGGAUAUGUGGCAGGUUGGAAGGAUUCUAACUGCUGAAGAGUGUGAAAUGAAACGAGGAUUAGUCCAUGGAACCUGUCCAGGGCUGGUGGAAGGGAAUGAAUAUAUGUUCAGGAUUAAAGCUGUAAAUAUAGGUUCUAAGAAUCAGUGGAACUACUCCAUACCCUCGGAACCCUCAGAUUCUAUGAUUGCUAAGAUACGUUACAUUAAGGCGUUUAUCCAUGAUCCUGGAAUGUAUGAUAUUGAAAUCAAGAAAGGGCAAACCUUCAGAUACGAUAUAUGGUUCGGAGGUGAACCUCCUCCUUCAGUAACCUGGGAGAGACAUGAUGGAGUAAUAAAUCCAGAGAAUGAUGACAGAAUAACGAUGGAACUGUUUGCGAAGAGAAGUGUGUACUGUCAGAAGAAUACCGUGCUCACUGUUAAAAAGGCUGACCGAAAGAAGGAUUGUGGCAGGUACAAGAUCAGGUUGACCUGCGAGGGAGGAAACUUCGAAGCAACAGGAUUUGUGAACGUGCUUGAUGUACCAAGUAGACCUAGAGCUUUCCAACCAGAUGAGGUACGAGCUGAGCAUGUAAAACUGAGCUGGGAAGCUCCGGAGGAUGACGGAGGAACUCCGGUUCUCCGAUACCUUGUUAAAAUAAUGGAUCUCGAUUACAAUCAAUGGUUGAAUGCUUGUGAGGUGAAUGCUGCUACUACCCAAUGUACUGUAAAGAACCUGAAGCCAGGGCAUCUCUAUAGGUUUGAGGUUUCAGCAAUUAACAAGGAAGGAGAAUCUCUUCCAACACAAACCAAGGAUCCAGUAACUGCUGAAAACCCGUACAAGCCUCCUAGUGAGCCACGUGAGCCUGGAAUAGUAGAUUUCGACAACAAGUCUGUCACCCUUCGGUGGAACAAACCUGUGGAUGACGGGGGGAGACCUAUCACACACUUUGUUAUUCAGAAGAAGGAUCAGUUUGGAGGUUGGUUUGAUGCUUUGAUUACUAACGAUGAUCACUGCUGCGCUACUAUUGACGAGCUUGAAGCUAGGGUUCCAGGGUUGAGUGAGGGUAAAUGGUAUCAGUUCAGGAUUGUAGCUGUAAACAAGGCUGGAGAAUCCUGGCCAAGUUUUGAAACUAAACCUCAUCUCUGUAGACACAAAAACCUUGCUCCGACUAUAGAUAAAGGAGCAGGAGGAUCUAAGUCUGUAAAGGUGAACAGGUUGACCUGCUGGAGGAUUAAUGUGAAGGGAGAACCUCCUCCAACCUUCCUCUGGAAGAAGGAAGGAAAGGAGAUUACUUCUGAUGAAAAGUAUCAGGUAGAGACUAUAGAGUACCAGGGAGGAUCCACUGCAGUUCUUCAAAUUCUGAAAACUCAGUUAACGGAUGCUGGAACCUACUCACUUCAGGCUUUCAAUAGAAAUGGUACAGAUAAGGUUGAACUUGAUCUAAUUGUACUGGAAAGUCAGCAUGAUAAUGAUUGUGACAUGUUCCGAACUGGAAGCUUGGAAUGCAACUGCACAAGCUCUUUCAGAACUUCAGAACUGAGCCCUCAGCUACAAAUUGCGGUCAACUUCGCUAAAUGAGAAACAUCCAAUUUAUUCGAUCAGUUCAACAUGCCCACAGACAAAACCUGAAUUCCCAAAUUUGCAGAAAACUGGUUCCGGAUUCAGUUUUGUCUGUUCCAAAGACAGGUUUAAGGAUUCCACAACGUUAUAAUGUCGUCUUUAAAAUUAAAGACGAUCUAUAUAUUUUCUAAAUAAACGGACAAAUACCUAGCUGUCAACUAGAUAUAAAAUCCAACCGUAUGCUGUUAGUAAAUAUUCAUAUUUAAUGUAAAUAAAACGUGCUGUUUGUAGGAAUGAGUUAAAUUGAGAAAUAAAUCUGUUUAAGUUUUCU